AUGUCUUCCCACGCCCAGCAGCAGGACGCGUCGGCAUACCAGAGCAACGUUGCCAACUCGACCAAAGACAACGACUCCACCGCCCCCCUUGUCCACGACGCAGCUGGGACCGAAUCCAACACUGACGGGAAGCGGAGAAGCUGGCUCUCCAAAAUGACACACCACCAUCAUCAUGAUAAAGGCGAGGAGAAGACGAGGAAGUCGUCCAUUUCGGACUCGGGUCCAUACGUAUUCGCCUUUGAUCCGAAGCAGGGCAAGGAGGUCCUUGUAAAGAACCCGCAUUGGCCGAAUGAAGAUUCUUGGAAGCGAGAGGACGGCGAAUGGGCCAUGGGGUCAAUGAUGGGGGCGCAGGGCAAAGAUUUCGGAGGCACCGUGGGAUAG
Molecule: messenger RNA, 381 nt
Organism: Neohortaea acidophila
Lineage: Eukaryota; Fungi; Ascomycota; Dothideomycetes; Mycosphaerellales; Teratosphaeriaceae
Exons: 1
Coding region: 1-381 (126 amino acids)
Source: RefSeq, a predicted model, not a curated record